Diatraea saccharalis (sugarcane borer) is the source of this 3739-nucleotide messenger RNA. Lineage: Eukaryota; Metazoa; Arthropoda; Insecta; Lepidoptera; Crambidae. The record is from the annotation of a GenBank genome assembly.
AUUUCAAUCAGCUGUCGAAUUGUCGAUAUUUUAUUGCAGAUUAUUUAUAAUAAUUUACUCAAAAUGAGAGACGAUGAUUAAAAAUUAGAAUGUAUGUCAAGUUAAAUAAUAUCAAAGUAGAGGCGUAAGUGUCGUGUGGUUUGUUAUGGCUGUGUAUUUGGGGUGAGGGUGGCGCCGCCCAAGAAGAGGAUUGGUGUCGGGGCUCUAGGCAUGCAGGGGUAUGGCGGGCGAGGCUGCGGGCACGUCGCGUGGCCUCCGUGUCUACAAGAUCGUGGUGCUGGGCGACGGUGGUGUCGGCAAGUCUGCGGUCACACUGCAGUUUGUCAGCCACAGUUUCUUAGAUUACCAUGACCCUACUAUAGAGGAUUCAUAUCAGCAGCAAGCAGUUAUUGAUGAUGAGCCAGCUUUAUUAGAUAUCCUGGACACAGCUGGUCAGGUCGAGUUCACAGCUAUGCGCGAACAGUAUAUGAGAUGUGGGGAAGGUUUUGUGUUGUGUUAUUCUGUAACGGAUCGGCGUUCAUUUCGUGCGGCUGCAGAGUAUCGACGACUGUUAGCACAAGCACGCCCUGCGGAGCGUCUGCCCCUUGUACUAGUUGGAAACAAGCUAGAUCUUGCACCACGACUUAGACAGGUCAGUAAUUUUUUAAAUUGUAUGACUAAUUUGUUCACUCACUUGCUUAAAAAAUUGAACAUUGAGAAAAAAGCCAUGUUUCAUUCUUUUAAAGCAUUCAUUUUGUUGAGGUUUUUUUAAGAUUGUGUUUUUAUUUGUUUAUAAUAACAAAGUAUUGCAUUAUAAGAGCAAAAUGUCACUAUAAACAUUUAAAUUUCUAAAAAUUAAUUCAUCAUAUUAGAACACUAGCAUAAUUUAUUGAUGGCCAAAACUGGUUAAUCCAAGUUAUAUUAUAUAUAAAGUUAACUAUACACAAUUUAAUUUUAUUUGGUAGGUCACCACAGAGGAAGGCAAGGCUCUAGCUACUCAGUUGGGAUGCCCAUUUUUCGAGACAUCCGCAGCUUUGAGACACUUUGUUGACGAUGCCUUCUAUGCUCUCGUCAGAGAAAUACGCAGACUUGAGAGACAAAGACAGUCGUCUCUGAUGAGCACGGGUAUAUCGACGGGCGGGGGGCGGCGACGGUGGCGGCGGCUCCGCAGUAUAUUCGCGCUCGUAUUCCGGCGCCGGCGCCGCCACCACGCUAGCCCCUAGCGCUCCGCCCCCCCGCCCACUCUCUUCUGCCACCGGCCCGCCGACUCCAACCCUAACAUCUCCACCAUGUGAGCUAUUACCAAUAAACCAUAGCAGAUUAUUGUAACCUGAGUUGUCUAAAGACUUCUACAUUUACUACUAGACAAACUAUAGUACUAGAGCCAAGCGACUCUAACGGGGGUAGGAGAGUUCAGAAUAAGAGAUUAAGUCUUCUUUAAUGUAUAUUUAAAUUUCAAACAUAUGUAUGUGCGUCGAUUUAUGCUAACACAAAUCCUUUAGUGCUCCUUUUCAUAUUAUUUUAAUUAAUUUAUAAUUAGGUUUCUAUUUAUAAUACAUAAAGCCGCUGAGUUGUCAAAAAAAGAAUAUGGCAGUGUUUUUCAACCUUUUCAGCUAAUGAUCAUAUAUAUAUAUAAGUAUAUAAAAUAAAAGUCCCUGCUGAUUUAUUUAUAUAAAAGGAUCAAUUAAAAGUCCAUAAUUUGCUAAUAGUGUUUUUUUUUUAAAGUUUAUUUGUUAUUUACAUGAGAAUAUUGUUUGUCUGAAUUUUAUAUACUUUGUCUAGUAGUAUACAUAUAAGUCUUUGACCAUAACAGAUUAUUUUAAUCUGUAUUUCUAAGUGUUUCCUGGCCGUUCUGGCCCUAUGGCUUUGGGUCUCUUACGUCGUGUGACAUUUUAUGUGCCAUACCGCGUGAUCACGCGAUGUGCUUCUAUAGAAAACUAUAAUUGAAGUUUGUCUUUUGUUUAACAGAGAACCUCUAUCAGAUAUAUUUGAAAUGUAAAUAUAAUAUUUUGUUGGUGAAUUUACUUUUAAAUGAAAUCGACAGAGUAAAUACAUUAUGUUGUUAAUAUUUACUGUCUGUGUUUUUUUCGAAAAUACAUAUAUACAUUUUGAGUAGUUAAAGUUAUCUUUAUUGAAAUCGGUAAUAUUCUCUUUUAAAUAGUUCUCUUUUUUCUACUAUUAUUUAAAUUUGGUAAAAGAAUCAUUAUUCAUUGAUUGGAGACCAAUAAGCCCAUUUUCUGUAUUUAUUAUAUACAUAGUUAAUUUGAAAAAGUAUUUUUACAUAGAUAUAUUGUAUAUUCAUAUACUAUAUAUUCCUAUGUAAGCUACGAAAAUCACUAUACAAUUUAUGAAAUAUCAUACUUUGAAUGUCCUACCUUACUCUACCUCAGAUUGAUAUAAGAUCGAAAUUGCUCGUGUCUUUAUUAAACAGAUAUGUACCUUGUGUGAGUAUUUUAGACACUUUUCAUAUAAAGAAAUGUUCAGCCAUAUGACCCCUUAUAUAAUUAAUGAUAUAAGGCUUAAUUUCGAAAAGAAAGUGUGGGCCUAAAUUUUGUGUGUCAAAUAAAGUUUAUUUUUAAUGUAUUUUAUAACAAUGUAAUAAACUUUAAUUAACCGCGACUUUUAGUAUUUUCUGUUUCGCGUUGUUCCUUUUUAUUUAGUAGAAAUAUUUAUAAUGUUGUGUAAAACGAGAAAAUAGUUUUGUAUUUAACCUUUUUACCAUAUUACGAUUCAUUACGUCAGAAAGUAAUAGAAUGACAGAUAAAGUUUGACGUUCCGUUUUCUGAUUACUUCCUUAGGUAGUCAUAAAAAGGCCUAGACAGUAUUUCUUUGUUAUUAUAGCUACUGAAUAUUGAAAAGGUUGUUUAAAAUUGUUGCAUUAAUUUGUUAAUUUGAAAAUACCUGAUUGGUUCAGACAUUAAUUCGCUCACUGAAUAGUACAGUGGCACAACUCAAAAACCAUAAUUUCGAGAAACGCUCUCCGAAGUUAUGAAAAUCUCAUAUAUUUAUAAUUAUGAAAAUCAAUUUUUUUAGCAUAACAGUUAAAUCGUUUGUUUUAAAUUAUUACUGUUAAGUUUUUUAUUUUUUCUUUAAAUUAUCUACGGGAUGCCACCACAAUGUUGUGGCGUUUUCUCGAAAUAAUGGUUUUUGAGUUGUGCCACUGUACUAUUCAGUGAGCGAAUUAAUAUUCGAAAACGCUACUAAUUAUAUAUACUUAAUUUAAUUUUAGUACUUAAUCAAAGGUGAACUUUAUAAAAAUGAAAUUAAUGAAAAUCCCACGUUGAGAAACGAUUAUUUACAGAAAUUAAGAAACUGUAGUUUUAAUUCAAUCUGUUAAAUGGUUUAUAAAUAGAAGUCAUACGUUUCUACAAAUUAAAUUUAAGAUAAUUUAUAUGAUUUUUCUGCGAUAAAUGAAUUUGCCUUAUUGUGGCUUAGAAGCAGACGUCUUCCGCUACAAGGAACCCGUAAAAGCAAUAUGUAAAUGUAAAAAAUUUUGAAAAAUGUAGCUGAUAUUUUUAAUCAUUGUUUAUUGUUUAGUUUUUGAUAUGUUGUAGUUUGUACAGUCCGUGUCAGAUUUGUAGGAGUGUUCUAUGUACAGGUAUAGUUAAAUAAUAAAAAUAAAAAUAUACUUACUUCUGACGGGUAGUUCACUGUGUUACAGAGAAAUCUUAAUGUUGUAGUCAUAUUUUUAAACACGACUAUAAAUAACUUAUGUAUAUGUCGUAGGCCAUUGAAUUGAGGCGAUCGAGAUCUGCCCGGG